AGUGGUGUUUGUUUAUCGGCGUACGUGUGUCGUAUCCAGGGAGCGUGUUUACCUGUUGCCCGGUGACAUUUUUCUCUAUGUCGUCAAAGGUUGGCAACACCUCCAAUAUCGCCAAAGAUUUAAUUUCAUUGACUCUUUUUUUAAGGUGGUAGGUCAGUGGCUGUCCGGGUUUCGUGUCUCUGUCGGUGUAUGCUACCUUUAAAAGUCGUUCCUGCUGCUGGGAGCCGCUGUGCUUGACACAGUUGGAUAGCUUUAUCGGUUAAGAAUUGCGUUAUAGACGCAUUCUUUCCCACAGACGACAGCAAGUUGGACUUGGUGGCAGCAGGGAAACGAGGCCACCUUAAAUGACAUGCUGACAUAAGAAGAACAUUACUCUCCACCCAUAUCCGAGAAGCGUCAGUUAAGAGGAGUCUCACCUUUCCGACUACGCUCUUAUCACCAAGUAAGACACCGGUGAUCUGACUAUACACGAAAGCAUCUCGGGACCUGACUGUUCCCAUUACUGGCCAGGACUGACGAGCCCGGGUCUGCAGCGUAACGACGCGCACGGGGCCACCAGAGAAUUUACUGAGACGUUAUUGUGGAUAUUCAAGUGUCUGGAUUUAUCUCAGAGUUUUGUCGCUGUGUGGGUUAACUUUACAUGCCAAAACUGGGGCAAGAGACGGGAACGCAGCAGACUUUUCCGCGAAGCUUUACAGUUUUCGCCACAGUUCUUGGUUAUCGGAUGGACCAGCAUCCCAGCGCCCGAAGCUGCACCAGUCGCGGGGCUUCGUCCUGCGAGGCCGUCCCGACUGAACCCUCCAUGAAUCUGUACAUCCACUCCACCACCGGCACACGCUUCGAGCUCUCCUUGCCACUGGAGGAGACCGUGGAGGGACUGAAGAGGAGACUGUCGCAAAGACUCAAAGUCCCAAAAGAGAGACUUGCUCUGCUACACAAAGAAACGCGACUAAGUUCAGGCAAACUCCAGGAUCUAGGCAUCUCGGAUGGGAGCAAGUUAACACUUGUGCCAACAGUUGAAGCAGGAUUAAUGUCUCAAGCAUCAAGACCAGAACAGUCAGUAAUGCAAGCUUUGGAGAGCCUAACAGAAACUCAGGUCAGUGACUUCCUGUCUGGUCGCUCUCCCCUCACCUUGGCGCUGCGUGUAGGUGAUCACAUGAUGUUUGUCCAGCUCCAGCUGGCAGCGCAGCAGUCCGGUGGUCCCCAACUCCAGCACAGGCACCUCAUCACCCGGGGAAAUUCGGAGGGACAGCCCCGGGUUCCCCACACUCACCCGCACUCUCAUCAACACCCCCAGCAUCCACAUAAUCACCCCAGCCCCCACUUGUCCCAUCCUCACCCUAUCCCCUCGUCCCCUUCUUCCCCAGGAUCCCCUUCUUUUCCCCUGCCCUCCACACACCUCCAGUCCCUUCCUCCCAUGUACCACCAGUCGCCCUCCUCUGCUCACUGUAGCCCCCCUACUCCUCCACCACACUCCCCUCGCCCAUCCCAUGUCCCUGGGGGUCUUUUCCGCUCGCCCGCUCAUCAUCACCACCACCCCCACCACCACCAUCAUCACCACUACCACCAGCCUUCCUCAGGCCAACCCAGCCACGAGAUCGGCCAGGUCAGCCCUGUAGCCCCAGUCCUCUGCCCUGAGGCUAACUGCAGUACCAACAGCUCCAACAGUGGCACCAGUUCCUCGCCACGCUCCCGUAAACCCGGCGCCAUCAUUGAAAGCUUUGUCAACCAUGCUCCCGGAGUCUUCUCAGGGACUUUUUCAGGCACUUUGCACCCAAACUGCCAGGACAGCAAUGGGCGUCCCAGACGGGAUAUUGGGACCAUCUUGCAAAUCCUCAAUGACCUCCUGAGCGCCACACGCCACUACCAGGGCAUGCCCCCCUCCCUCACCCAGCUCCGCUACCAGACGCAGUGUGGUUCGCCCACUUCCCCAUCCCCCUCGCCGCCUCCCUCCCCUCCAGUUGCUGGCAUGACGGGCCUCUCUGCCAAAGCUACCUCUGUGCCCGCCAGCAGCCCUCCUCCAGCUCUGCAUCCACUUGUGCAGUGCGAGAGCCAGAUUCGCAUGUGCAAACCCCCUGGUGAUCGUAUACGUCAGACAGAGAACCGCGCAACCAGGUGUAAGGUGGAACGUCUGCAGCUCUUGAUGCAGCAGAAGCGUCUGCGCAGGAAGGCCAGGCGGGACCAACGGGCUCCUUAUCAGUGGCUGCCCAACCGCAAGGCGGGACGCAGCAAUAGCAACAGCAGCAUGUCCAGCGAGGGCUCCCUGGACCUGGACUUUGACGAUUCAGUGUGGAAGCCCGAUGUAAAGGCUGACUUGAAGUCCGAGUUCGUCAUGGCCUGAACCAUCUGCUCCCACAUACGCAUUCAAAGAUGUGCAAAGCAUUGCUUGGGAUUUCCUUAGAGAUAAUUUUGAGGGAGCGGAUUUGCAGGAGAUGACAUGUAACUUCAGAGAGGAAAUCACAGUUGUCCUUGCGACAGUCAUCUGUCACAUGAAAACAGGCUCCCUGCAGACUCUAAUCUCAUUCUGCCCUUCGUGGGUGACCUUGUGGAAAAAAAAAAAUAAUACAGCAACAUUAGCAAAAGAACUUUCUUGUGAUGCUUGGAUUUGGACAGGCAACUACUGGACUUAACAGUGUGCAAGACCUUUUUUGGGGGGUUUGAUUACAGAGACCAUACCUGUACUUGAGUAUAGCAGAAUUCAGUGGGUGGUGGUGGUGGUGGUAUUUUCAGAAUUUUUGUUUUUGUUUUUUUUCUUUUUAAAUGCACUCUGGGGAGAAAUGAAGAGAUCCACACUGGACAUAACAGGACAGGAGCACCAGAGGCUUCAGUGUUUCCUAAUCAGAAGAAGGGCAGAACUGCCGGACUAUGGAUUAUUUCAGUGGGCAUUCUAAUUGAUCUCAAAACUCAUCAACAAGAGUCCAGUUUUUACCUGUUACGGGGUGGUUAAACCUUUUCUUUUUCCACUUUUAAGCAUAUUAUUAUAUUUUAUAAACAAAAAAAAAUAUGUAGCAUUGUUCACAAAGCAUUCAGGUUUUCAUAUAACAGUUCAAAGUAGUUUGCACAUAUUCUUGAUUUAUAACAGCUGGUCAAAAUGUGCGAGGAGGAGGUGGGGCCUGAAAUAGAAUAAAUAAUAAAUAUGGAAGUAUUGAUAUCAACCUCAGUGACAUAGGGUAUUGAUAGGAAUGAUUAAUGAAUACACAAAAUAAAUGAAUAUUAACAGAAAGUGCUUUAGAGGAUUUUAAAAUCUUUAAAAUGUAUAUGAAAAAAAAUCUAUUUUUAUUUCUCUUCCUAUCUGCUGUUUUCAAAAAACAGCAGCCCUUUGUGGCUUUAGUCAGAUCGUUGACUACCAACAAAUAUGUGCAUCCAUUCAAUCAUUCAUUAGCUCAUUCAUGCCUUUUUUUUUUUUUUUUUUUGUCUGGCCACAACAAAAGUUACAGAAAGAUCAUUUUUCAUGCAGCCAACCUCAUGUGUUACAAACCUGAAGAGACUGAGGGAUUUCGAGUUUGUGUACAUAAAUGUGACAAUUGGCAAAUGCUUGUUAGGGCGUGUGUGUGUGUAAGUUUGUUGUAAAUUGAUUUUUAGAAUAUCCUAUGUUUUUGUCCAGUUGUCUUCUCUCAAACGACCCCAUACGUUCUCAAAUUUGUGAAGUUCAGCUGCCGUGAGCACAUGGCCCACUACUUUGCAACAUGACUGUAUGAAAAAGCAAAUUGGCUCCCAGUUUGAUGCCCAAUUGAUGUGUACCUGUUAUCACAAGUUCUCAUAAUGAUGCCUUUUUUUUUUUUUUAAUUUCUUUUACUGGCCAAGAGGGAGGCGAAAUGGGGUCUUUAUUUGGCAUCAUUAUCUAGUGCCUCCACCAGUACAUUCAUUGACAUAUCAGGUUAGGCCUUUCACAGUUUUGCUGCUACACAUGGGGACUUAAAAUGUGGGG
This is a messenger RNA of Haplochromis burtoni (Burton's mouthbrooder), 3928 nucleotides long. RefSeq names its product midnolin (gene midn). The coding region runs from base 641 to 2341 and encodes 566 amino acids. Gene Ontology annotation, cellular component: nucleus. Gene Ontology annotation, molecular function: protein binding. The transcript is spliced from 8 exons. The record is from RefSeq and is a predicted model, not a curated record. NCBI's taxonomy places the organism in Eukaryota, Metazoa, Chordata, Actinopteri, Cichliformes, Cichlidae.